Molecule: messenger RNA, 1376 nt
Organism: Daktulosphaira vitifoliae (grape phylloxera)
Lineage: Eukaryota; Metazoa; Arthropoda; Insecta; Hemiptera; Phylloxeridae
Exons: 4
Coding region: 834-1376 (180 amino acids)
Source: RefSeq, a predicted model, not a curated record
UUACUAUUACCCGAAAAUUUAAUGUACUCGAUCGUCAAAAAUACGGAUAUAUCAGUUAUGUCAAAAACAUCGACCGCAUUGUACAAAGAAAUCGUUACUUUCGAUUAUAAAUGUAUUAUUAAACGUAUUUGGGAACAAUUCAUAGUGGAUUUCAAACAUCAAACCAAUCAGGAUAUUAUGCAAAUGACAAAUGAAAAUAUUAGGUAAAUACUUUACUUGGUUUGUUUAUUGUAUAAAACUAAAUUAAAUUAAAAAUUUUUAGAAACAACGAUAACGAACCAGAUCUUUUGGAAAAUCACUUCGAGAAUAUUUACGAUGAUGUUGAUGAUAUUCAAAGUUGUAACGGGUUUUUCGAAUCAACUGUUUAAUAAUAGAAAACGACAAUAUUACUAAAAUUAUUGUAAAAAGAUGAAUAAUAUAACGUAUUAUAACUCAUUUUUAAUUGAAAAAAAUAAAUAUUUGUACGUCUAAUUGCUGUUUGAUUAUUAUUUAAAAACUUAUAAUAAUCAUGUUAAAAAUGUUGUACUCACAUGGGUUAAAUACUACAUAUAAAACAUAAGUUGCUAAAAUUAUGGUUGUUGUUAUUGAGGUGGAUGGAACUGUUCAUGCACCCAAGUAUUAAAUAAAUUGGGGAUAAAACGAAACGUAAUAAAAAUUCAAAAAUAUCCGUUAGACUUCAUGGAAUUCUCUCUAGAUGUUUUUUUCUUUUAAACGUCAACAAAUUUAAACCAAUCACAGUAUCAUAAGAAAAGCUAAAUCAUCACUUUGAAUUUUACUGUGAGUGUAAAGAGACUGUAGGGUGUUAGUCAUUAUUUGGAAUUGAAACCCACAUCAUGUCAACACAGGUUCAAAAAAUAUUAAACAAGAAAACCGAUUCACUGUCGGGUAUCGAAGAAAAAUGUUUUAAUAAUUUAAGCAGUAUAAAUAUUGAAGAAUUCUCACAAGAUUUGACUGAAGAAUUAUUCCCUGAUGUUUGGUUCAUGGAAGAUUAUCCCGUUCAAGUCGAAAUAGAAUCAUCCGAUAAAUAUUCCAUAAUCGAUUGUGCUCAACAUCCACCGUGGGCCAUGGAUAUGAAACUAUUUGGUCAUGAAUCAUAUGUUGAUUCGUUUGUUGAAUCGAUGGAGAAUAAUUAUAUACUCUCUGGCUCACAUCCGUGGAAAAAUUCAUGUAUGGAGGAGAAUUUGAUGGAGUUAAUUACUCAAGCAACAUGGGAGGAUAAUGUAAAUUCUUUGGUGAAAUCUCACUUAGAUUCACAACAGUCAGAAAAUUCAAACAUGGAAGAUAGUCUGAUGGAGUUAAUUGCUCAAGACACAUUGGAUCAUAUUGAAACGUUGAGUGUUGGAACAAUGAUUUUUACGAUGAAAAAAGAGCAUUAG